Neogale vison (American mink) is the source of this 2359-nucleotide messenger RNA. It is a transcript of the gene CERT1, whose product is annotated as ceramide transporter 1. Gene Ontology annotation, biological process: ER to Golgi ceramide transport. The coding region runs from base 408 to 2282 and encodes 624 amino acids. Lineage: Eukaryota; Metazoa; Chordata; Mammalia; Carnivora; Mustelidae. The record is from RefSeq and is a predicted model, not a curated record. The transcript has 18 exons. Gene Ontology annotation, cellular component: Golgi apparatus. Gene Ontology annotation, molecular function: phosphatidylinositol-4-phosphate binding.
AGGAAGAUGGCGGCGGUAGCGGAGGUGUGAGUGGACCCGGGUUUCUGCAGCUGGAUUUUCUCUUCCCUUCUUCUUUCCUUUCCCUUUUCUGUUUGAGGUUGGCAUCGAAGGGGCUGAGUUCGGGUGGUGGCGCCGGGCGCAGCGCAGGGGUCACGACAACGGCGACGGCUGACGGCUGGAAGGGCAGGCUUCCUUCGCCGCUUGUCCUCCUUCCCCGGUCCGCUCGGUGUCAGGCGCGGCGGCGGCAGCGCAGCGGCCAGACUUCGUCCCUCCUCCAGCUCCCCCCCAAGCCGGAGCGGGCAUUCUUCCCUUCGCCAUCCCCCGGCCCUUCACCCCGGGUACUGGGCGCUUCCUCCGGCGCAGCUCAGGGAGCGGGGGCCGGUCUCCUGAUCGACUGUCGCGCCUCCAUGUCGGAUAACCAGAGCUGGAACUCGUCGGGCUCCGAGGAGGAUCCGGAGACGGAGUCCGGGCCGCCUGUGGAGCGCUGCGGAGUCCUCAGCAAGUGGACAAACUACAUUCAUGGGUGGCAAGAUCGUUGGGUAGUUUUAAAAAAUAAUACUCUGAGUUACUACAAAUCUGAAGAUGAGACAGAGUAUGGCUGCAGAGGAUCCAUCUGUCUUAGCAAGGCUGUCAUCACACCCCAUGAUUUUGAUGAAUGUCGAUUUGAUAUUAGUGUAAAUGAUAGCGUUUGGUAUCUUCGUGCUCAGGAUCCGGAUCACAGACAACAGUGGAUAGAUGCCAUUGAACAGCACAAGACUGAAUCUGGGUAUGGGUCUGAAUCCAGCUUACGUCGGCAUGGCUCUAUGGUGUCACUAGUGUCUGGAGCAAGUGGCUAUUCUGCAACAUCCACCUCUUCAUUCAAGAAAGGCCACAGUUUACGUGAAAAAUUGGCUGAAAUGGAAACCUUUAGAGAUAUCCUAUGUAGACAAGUUGAUACUUUACAGAAGUACUUUGAUGCCUGUGCUGAUGCUGUCUCCAAGGAUGAACUUCAAAGGGAUAAAGUGGUAGAAGAUGAUGAAGACGACUUUCCUACAACACGUUCUGAUGGAGACUUCUUGCAUAACGCUAAUGGCAAUAAGGAAAAGUUAUUUCCACAUGUAACACCACGAGGAAUUAAUGGCAUAGACUUUAAAGGGGAGGCGAUAACUUUUAAAGCAACUACUGCGGGAAUCCUUGCUACACUUUCUCAUUGUAUUGAACUAAUGGUAAAACGUGAGGACAGCUGGCAAAAGAGACUAGAUAAGGAAACUGAGAAAAGAAGAAGAAUAGAGGAAGCAUACAAAAAUGCCAUGACAGAACUGAAGAAAAAAUCCCACUUUGGAGGGCCAGAUUAUGAGGAAGGUCCAAACAGUCUGAUUAAUGAAGAAGAGUUCUUUGAUGCUGUCGAAGCCGCUCUUGACAGACAAGAUAAAAUAGAGGAACAGUCACAGAGUGAAAAGGUCAGAUUACACUGGCCUACAUCCAUGCCAUCUGGAGAUGCCUUUUCUUCUGUGGGGACUCAUAGGUUUGUCCAAAAGCCCUAUAGUCGCUCUUCCUCCAUGUCUUCCAUUGAUCUAGUCAGUGCCUCUGACGAUGUUCACAGAUUCAGCUCCCAGGUUGAAGAGAUGGUGCAAAACCACAUGACUUACUCAUUACAGGAUGUAGGUGGAGAUGCUAAUUGGCAGUUGGUUGUAGAAGAAGGAGAAAUGAAGGUAUAUCGAAGGGAAGUAGAAGAAAAUGGGAUUGUUCUGGAUCCUUUGAAAGCUACCCAUGCAGUGAAAGGUGUUACAGGACAUGAGGUCUGCAAUUACUUCUGGAAUGUUGAUGUUCGCAAUGAUUGGGAAACAACUAUAGAAAACUUCCAUGUGGUGGAGACAUUAGCUGAUAAUGCAAUCAUCAUUUAUCAAACGCAUAAGAGAGUUUGGCCUGCUUCUCAGCGAGAUGUAUUAUAUCUUUCUGCCAUUCGAAAGAUACCAGCCUUGACUGAAAAUGACCCUGAAACCUGGAUUGUGUGUAAUUUUUCUGUGGACCACGACAGUGCUCCUCUAAACAAUCGAUGUGUCCGUGCCAAAAUAAAUAUUGCUAUGAUUUGUCAAACGUUGGUAAGCCCACCAGAGGGAAACCAGGAGAUCAGCAGGGACAACAUUCUAUGCAAGAUUACAUAUGUAGCUAAUGUGAACCCUGGAGGAUGGGCACCAGCCUCAGUGUUAAGGGCAGUGGCAAAACGAGAGUAUCCAAAGUUUCUAAAACGUUUUACUUCUUACGUCCAAGAAAAAACUGCAGGAAAACCCAUUUUGUUCUAGUAUUAACAGUGACUGAAGCAAGGCUGUGUGACAUUCCAUGUUGGAGGAAAAAAUAAAUUGAAUGCUCUAAGCUGGAA